Molecule: messenger RNA, 2643 nt
Organism: Peronospora matthiolae
Lineage: Eukaryota; Oomycota; Peronosporomycetes; Peronosporales; Peronosporaceae
Source: the annotation of a GenBank genome assembly
AUGGACGACCCGCGUGCGGCCCACGACGACGCUUCAAGCCCCGGGCACGAGCACGACUUGAGCAGCUCGAACGAGUUCGUCCAGCGCCAGACGGACAAGAUGCACAGUCUGGACGACAGCGAGGACGUGUCGUUCCAUGGGUCAGCACCGUCGCAUCGCAGCAGUAACCACAGUGGGACGAGCGAGCUGUCGACCAAUAUGACGGUGUAUGAGAAGUUACAGGCGCUGGCAUUGGCGGGGAAUAUCAAGUUUGACGAACUAUCCACUUCGGGAGGUCCAUUGACCACUGAAACCACCAACGAGGCGAAAGACCGAGACGAGGAAGAAGAGGAAGAAGACGAUGACGAUAUUUACGAAAUCUCGUGGGACGGAGGACCGCUCGGUCUCUUGUUCAAGGCAAACGCCAGUGGUCAACCUGUGAUCCGAAGGGUGAACAAAAAAGGAGCGGCGACUGGAUUGCAAUACGCUCGGGCGGGAGAUGUUCUGGUUGCGCUGAACGGCGUGAGCGUCUCGGCCACACCAUUUAGUGAAGUGAUUGAACGACUCAAGGAGCCGGAGUUUCCUGUAAAGUUGGAUUUCAGGCCGUUGAAAUUGAGUGACUUGGCGUCUGCAGCAACGCCCAAGUGGGGGUUACCACGCACAGGCUCAUCGAUUCACAGUAGUGAUGCAGCGUCAGCGUUUUGUGGCUCGCCAGUGUCAUCGAGCGCGACGGUGGAUAUGCGUCACAAUCGAGGAGGGGGGUGGGGGGAUUCUUCACCCAUGUACAUGCAACAGGUGAAUGAAGCGCCGACGGAAGACCCGACGGAUGUGGAGUACGAUGUGGUAUGGAAUGAAGGUCCACUCGGCUGUGAACUGAAGCAGCGGAAUGGACAGCCUACCGUCAAGUCAGUAACGGGAACAGGUGUGACUCCGUCUGUGGCUCAGAUCGCAAUGGGGGAUAUUCUUGUUAGCAUAAAUGGAUUACGCGCCGAGGAGAUUGGGUUUAAAAGCACAGUGACGCUGAUGAUGCGAGCGACAAAGCCUGUGUACUUGCGGUUCCUCCGGGCUGGUGCUCGCCAAACACCGUCUGCUGGAAAAAGCCUCAGUGAUCUCAAACCAAGUUAUAGGGGGCCGCUGAGCAAUAGAGGAAUUCCACAGGAUGUUUCUGGACUCGGUGGGGGAGUGACAACGCUGGACUCGAAGCAGUAUACGGUGUUGUGGCGUGACGGGCCAUUAGGUAUUCAGAUUCGCACUUCUAGCCAAGGCCGUGUAGUCGUGGCACGGCUUACAGGUGCAGGCACGCCUAACGUCAACGAUACAGUGAAGCCUGGCGAUAUAUUCGUGCGUGUGGCCGGGGUUGAUGUUGACUCCUUGGGUAUUGCUGGCGCCUUUGAAAUGCUCAAAACAGUUCAGAAGCCUGUGGUGCUUGUUUUCCAGCGGCGCAGUCGUGACAAUUCUCGCUCGCAUUCACGCGGCAGACAUUCUGGCCUUCCUUCACCAGCACCAUUGCCGUCGUCUUCAGCUGUCCCUUCCUUCCGGCAGAUGCGUGAAGAGGAGGCGGCUGCAGCCGCUGUUGCAUCGGCUCGUCCACCCAUGCUACGGGCUGACAGUUGUGGCUAUAGCCCGGCUCGGCAAAGAAGCCAAAGCCGUGGUGGAUCGAUGAGGCAAUGUGGAGGUGCAUACUCGCACGACGCAGACAAUUCGUUUGCGGCAUCCGACGACGGUGCAAGCCAACGAAGCUACGACUAUCUUGGUGAUUCGCCGCGUUCACGUGCAUCUCACCAGCAUCCCGGCCUUUUCAAUGUUGACGAUGCCACUUCAGACGGUGGCAUACUAAACGCUUUACCGCCCCCACCGCCCUUUCCAGGCAUAAAUUAUCCUGAAUUAGGAGGCGUGAACAAUGAAGACGAUCCAGAGGAAGACGGUUUUCCGCCAGAUAUAUCCCGGGAUGAAAGUCCGUCGCUCACAGGUUUACCUCCGCCGCCAUCUUACAUGGACGUAUUCACGGCUUCCGGGCGUCCCCAAGACGAUAUUGUAGCAGUGCCCCCUCGCAGUAUGGAUCUUCAAGACAUCGUUGAAUUUGGAUCGGGCGAUGGGUUGUACCCCGGUCAACUAGAACGGCCUCCUCCUUUUGAAGCUCACAGCAAUGAACCCCUUCAACCUCUACCUCGAUAUUUAGAAGCACCAUUGCCUCCUGUCGAAGACACCCCGUCCCUAGUGGGCCAGCCAAGUCGACUUCAAGAGCUUCGGCGCCAGUACAUUGAAUCAGAGCGGCAACGCAACCUGCUGCAGAACGGUCAUGCUACGUUGGUGAGUACUUACUCCGAUAUCGAUGACUCUGGACUCGUGGUGCGCCAUCCAAGACAACCUUUUGAUGACAGCCUGGUAGCAAGUAGUGAGCCGUCUCCCCAGCUACCGCCACCAGAGUUGUGGGUUCGCUGGAGUGAAGGCCCACUCGGCAUCACGUUUAAACGCAAGAACGGGCAGAUUGUGGUGUCACGACUUACUGGAUCUGGUUAUUCUCCGGGGCUGACACAACUUCGUCCUGGUGACUGGCUGGUGUCGUUCAGCAACCAACCCACGCGCAGCCUACGACUUGGCGAAACAAUGGAACUGCUGAAGCGCUCGCCGAAGCCUGUCGACAUGUGCUUUAUCGUUCAGUAA